Molecule: messenger RNA, 2541 nt
Organism: Paramisgurnus dabryanus
Lineage: Eukaryota; Metazoa; Chordata; Actinopteri; Cypriniformes; Cobitidae
Biological process (GO): regulation of cell differentiation
Cellular component (GO): membrane
Source: RefSeq, a predicted model, not a curated record
AUGUGAUGUUUUUGAGCACUGGUGUGUUUUCUCUUUCAGAAGCAGUUUUUACAAUCCCAUAAUGCCUUGCUCAGCAUCCAGAGAUUGGGCACUGUUGAGGGAAAUGUCCUAAAUGAGUAGGGAUUAUUGCUCUCUCUCUCUCUCUCUCUCUCUCUCUCUCUCUCUCUCUUUCUCUCUCAUUUGAGAGCAAAGCCACAGCUUCAAUGCUUUGAAUGCUUUGUAUCUUUGCUGCUUGACUGAGCACAGGAAUGAACACAGCAGUGGUACACAGAGGAUUCCUCAGGAAAUACGGAGGCUUUAUGUUCAAGCAAUGGAAGGAAAAAUAUCUGGUGUUAACUGUAGAAGGAAAUCUGAUGGUGUGCCGAGAUGCAGACUCACCGCCUGACCAGGUUGUGGCGCUGCAGAGCAAUUGUGAGUCCAUAGUGGAGGGAAAAGAAAUUCUGGAUUUGCCCCGUUUACCCGCUGGAGGACGCAGAGACAGCUGCUUUGCCAUCAUAUUACCCCAAGACAAAUUUCUUCUUUUGCUCUCAGACAAUCCUGAUGAGUGCAGUCAAUGGCUGAAGGUACUCAGGAAGGUGAAAGAGGGUGUGACCUCACCACUUGCACUAAAGAGACAGCAGAGCAUCACACCCUGCAUCACAGACAGAGAACUGCUUUCGGACAUCUCCAGUGACAAAGACUCGUCUCCCCUCUUUAGUGACAUGACCCUGAACUCCCCAUGUGUCCGCUCCAGAGAAAACUCCUUCAGACAGAGAGGCAGCAUAAACCAGCGGUCUCCCCGCAGUCCCACCGUAGCUCCGCCCCUUCGAUCUGCAGACUGUCUGCGGCAUGGAAACAGCAGCGACGCGCGGGCCGUAAGAGCCGUCUGUCUGCUGAUGGGGGGAGCAGCCGCGUCCUCGGCUCUGGCCUACUUGAACACCUGUCCACCGUCCUCCUCUAACGUGUCAGUCCGUGCUCCUGAUAUGACCCACUCCACAGCUUUCUCUGAGAUAGGAGGAAGUGGUUCAUAUCACGCCUGCAGUCAGGCCAUAGAGUCGCCACAUUUUAACAGCUUUGACUUUGAAGGAGAUUCUGAUUUUGAUGCUUUUGACUGUGGAGGGUUUGCAUUUUAAGUUUAUUCAGGGAAAUAUGUUUUACCUUAUCUGCAGGGUUCCCACGGUCAUAACCAACCUGCGAGUGUUUCCAGCCCAGGAAGAUUGUGAAAAUGUAAUUUAUAAUAAACCUUUCUAUAGUAGUUAAUAUAAAUUAUUUUAAAUUAUGCUUAGAUAAAACUUUUUAUGAAUUAGUAUUGUAAUAGUUGUUUGUAGGUGCAAACUCUGUUAGAUUAUCAAAAAAGAUAUUUCAUUAAUAACAAGGGUCUUUAAAAAAAUCAUGUUCUGAUAAAUUAAUUGGUCAAAAGGUAUAGGAACUUGUUUUUUCUAUAAAAAAGUAAUUUUAUAGAAGUUAAAAUUAAUGCUGUUUUGUUCUACUACUAUUAAUUUGGUUUGAUGAUCCUCUUUAGACAUUCUGUUAAAUAUAAGUAACACAACACCUGCAUGUAAACAGAUUCUCAUAAAAUUAGUUAAGUAUAAAAAUGUUUUGUGUAAUAAGUAAUUAAUAAUACGACAAUUUACAUGACAGUAUAAGAAUUCAAUGAGAAACAAUAUUUUGCGGAAUAAAAAACAAUUAAAAAUGUCCACACAAUUACACUAAAAAAAAAAUGCUGGGUUAUUUUCAACCAACCCAUUCGCACGAAGUUCAUAUAAAUAGCAAUCAGUGUGAAAAGUUGUGCAUUACAAAUGGCAAAUUCCAAUUUUGUGUGCAUAUGAUUUUUGGCGUUUAAAUUAUUGUCGCUUGUGUUUGGGGUUAGACUCUGGAUUUGCUUUAAAUGUCAUUAAAUAGAUGGGUUUCUCAAUGUUUUUGUCUAUUUUUAAACCAUGGUUUGCUUGGAGUUGAGGGGAAAAAUGGAGUUUGGAUGUCAUUUUAUGCAUAAAAAACCUUUGUUCUAACCCCAAACCCAAGGGAUAAUGGUAAAAUAAACAGAAAAGGGUUAAACCAAUACAUGAAACGACAAGAAAAGAUGUGCUGUAUAAGUAAAUGGUAAGAACUUGUGUAUCAUAUGCAAGCAAAAUUACAAUUUGGGGUAUGUUUUGCACGAGUCCAAUGAUAACCUCAAUGAUCUUUUAAAAUAGGAUUUAAAAAAAAUGCUAAAUGUAAUUUAUUUUUACUUUUGUGUCCAUUGAUUUUAAACAAUAGGUUCCCAUGUUAAGAUAUCUACACUUAUUUUGAUGCUUGUUUGCUUAGUUCAACAGCUUUGUUUCUCAGAUACCUGCAGCAUUUCACAAAUACAGUUUAUGACUGAAAACAGUUCUUAUCACUAUCACAUUGUAUAAAAGGACAAGAGGAAUUUGUUGAAUAAGCAUUUUAGAUAAUCUUUUUUGUGUUACUUGUGAUUUCAGUAGCUUUGCAUUUUAAUGUGCAAUAAUUCUGUUUUUGUUAUAUUUAUUUUUCCCUUCCUUAUUGUCCCUCUUUUUCCUUAGUCUUUGACAUUACAUGUGUGUG